This is a messenger RNA of Rotaria sp. Silwood1, 786 nucleotides long. Lineage: Eukaryota; Metazoa; Rotifera; Eurotatoria; Philodinida; Philodinidae. The record is from the annotation of a GenBank genome assembly.
AUGUUAGCAAAAAGUUCCUGGACAAAUCCAUCCGAACAAUUAAAACGUAUUGAACGAAUAUCUCGACGAACACGUCAUCAUCAAAUAAAUUUAAAUAAAAUAUAUGAUGAAAAAUUACAUCAAAAUUUAAAUAAUUUAUUUAAUGAAUAUGAACAAACUUGUAAACGUUUAAAAACUGAUGAAAAACUUGAACGACAACGAAAAAAACUACUUGAUAUUACUAUUAAUCAUAUUACAAAUGAACGACAACGUAAUUCAAUAUCAGCAAAUACAAAACAAAUUGAACAAAAACAAUUUCAAACAUUUUUGAAAGAUAAUGAAAGUUUACAACAUCGUCCAACAUCACCAAUGAAAUUACCUUCUACUGAAGUCCCAUGUCGUUUUUUUCCUCAAAAAUGUCAAUUGUAUCCAUGUCAACCAGUCUAUCAAUAUACAAGUUUCAUGAAAAAAGAACAUGAUCAAACAUUACAACAACGAAAUUCAUCUAAUGAAAAUUCGGAUGUUGAUUCAUUUUCAUCGAGUUUUCAAGACUUAUUUACAAAUAUACAAAAUAAAAAAUAUCAACCAAAUCGUCGACAAUUAGCAUUAACAAUAGAUAAUCAAUAUCGUCUUGCUAAUCGACAUAAUUCUAUAAAACGUACAAAAACAUCUCUCGAUGAACAAAGUCGUUUAUUAUAUGAACGAUUAACUGAAAAGAAAAAUUUUACUUUUACUAAUAAUUCUCAACAUAAUUUAAAACAAGCUAUUCAACGUCAUUUAAGAAUUUCUGCGAAAUUUUGCGCAUAA